AUGAAAGAAAAUUCAAAAAUUUCAGAAAGGGAGAAAAUUAAUAGUUGGCUUGAAAAACAGAUUCUAAUUUGGAACGGAACUCCAAUAAGUAAAUUAUAUGGUAAAAGCAGAGUUUCCCAGCUCAGUCCAAACAUAAAGGUAGAGAAAAAUGAUAUUGAACAUGCUGAAAAGAAUGAGGGAACUAAUAAGUCAAAUUUAAAUGAAGAAGAGAACCCAAAACAAGAAAUUUCAGGUCAAAUUUUAACUAAGAUUGAUAAUCAGAACAAUCCUGACGGUAAUAUGAAAUUGAGAUUUAAGGAUUGGUCAGAUUUACACAACUACUUAUUAGUAUCAAUGAGGCGAGAACAGAAGAAUAAUAUAUAA
Messenger RNA from Cryptosporidium ubiquitum, 363 nucleotides. RefSeq lists its product as uncharacterized. The record is from RefSeq and is a predicted model, not a curated record. NCBI's taxonomy places the organism in Eukaryota, Apicomplexa, Conoidasida, Eucoccidiorida, Cryptosporidiidae. Bases 1 to 363 code for a protein of 120 amino acids. The transcript has a single exon.